CUAACGCUUAUCCUCACGAGGAUCGUGGGGGGUGCUGGAGCCUAUCCCAGCUGUCUUCGGGCGACAGGCGGGGUACACCCUGGACUGGUGGCCAGCCAAUCACAGGGCACAUAUAGACAAACAACCAUUCACACUCACAUUUCAUAUAACAGUCUUAUUAUAGUUAAAUUAUUUACAGGAAAUGACCACAUUGCUAGGAAGUGAAUAUGAUUGUAAAGGAGCCAUGUUCUUUGUAUUGUGACCACACGAUCCAAGAACCCCUCCCUUUCCUGCUUUCUUCCUCCCAAGUAGCCGUCAGUCUAAUAUGCUUCCACGGUUUACUCCCUCCACAUACGCCAUGUGCUCCACGAAUAGCAGGCGCUUAGUUCGCGUGGGGCUGCGUGGGAGGAAGUGACAUGCUACCUGGCUGACAGAUUCACUAUACUCCCACUCGGAGAGAUUAGUCAACCGGGGGCUGCGGUAAUCUGGAUUCAGGACCUCGGCCAGAGACAAACGCUCGGCCAUGAAUCCUGUCGAAAGUUGCCUCCCGCGGGCAUCGAACUUCUGCGGACACCCGAGAAUAUAACAAAGUUUUUUCAUCUUUAUUUUUUUUUUAAAAAACCUUUAAGGACUUAAAACCACAACAAAGUGAGAUUUGAUCAUGUUAUCAUCGAUUGCUUCCACUUUCCACCAAACCAGCUGAAGGUUACAGUGUCGAUUCUUCUGCACUGAAAGCAACUUUUCUCCUUUUUUUUUUUAAAUUUCAUUUUCUUAUUUUUCAAGUUUGAAUGUUUUAGUUGGAGCUACGAGGCGCGUGCACCACAGGACUAAGCUGUCGGGAGCGCGCGCAGGCUGGACUAAGUGAGGAUGGAGAUCCGGCCGGAUAGGUUUAAGGCUGUGGCUGCCACCACCCUGGGCAAAAUAUAUGGGGCUCUGGAGAAGAAGCAGGAGAAUGGCGAGACCAUCGAGCUGUCAGCCGAGGGUCGGCCGGAGCUGGUGGAGGAGAAGGAGUUGCCCGUCGUGGACUGCACAUGUUUCGGCCUGCCCCGCCGCUACAUCAUCGCCAUCCUUUCCGGCAUCGGCUUCUGCAUAUCCUUCGGCAUCCGGUGCAACCUGGGCGUGGCCAUCGUCAGCAUGGUCAACAGCCACACUAUCUUUCGGGACAACAAGGAGGUCAUAGUGAAAGCUCAGUUUGACUGGGAUCCGGAGACGGUGGGAAUGAUCCAUGGCUCCUUCUUCUGGGGAUACAUCGUGACACAAAUCCCAGGAGGGUUCAUCUGUCAGAAGUUUGCUGCCAACAGGGUGUUUGGCUUUGCUAUAGUGGCCACUUCCUUCUUGAACAUGCUCAUCCCAUCGGCAGCUCGCAUGCACUUUGGUUGUGUCAUCAUUGUCAGGGUGCUUCAAGGCCUUGUGGAGGGGGUGUCGUACCCGGCCUGUCAUGGUAUUUGGGCCAAAUGGGCUCCUCCCCUUGAAAGAAGUCGCUUGGCUACGACGGCCUUUUGUGGUUCUUAUGCUGGUGCUGUGAUCGCCAUGCCGUUAGCUGGAAUCCUGGUCCAGUACUCAGGAUGGUCUUCGGUCUUCUACGUCUAUGGAAGUUUUGGGAUCAUGUGGUACUGCUUCUGGAUCAUGGUGUCUUACGAAAGCCCUGCGGCUCAUCCCACCAUCACUGAGGAGGAGAGGAAAUACAUCGAGGAGAGCAUCGGGGAGUCAGCUCAACAUUCAGUGUCGAAAUUCAACACACCAUGGAGGGCCUUCUUCACAUCCAUGCCAGUCUACGCCAUUAUUGUGGCAAACUUCUGCAGGAGCUGGACCUUCUACUUGCUCCUCAUCAGCCAGCCCGCCUACUUUGAGGAGGUGUUUGGCUUCGAGAUUAGCAAGGUGGGAAUAGUCUCGGCUCUCCCCCACCUGGUCAUGACCAUUAUUGUGCCAAUUGGAGGCCAGCUUGCUGACUACCUGCGCUCCAACAACAUCAUGACCACCACCAACGUCAGGAAAAUUAUGAACUGUGGAGGCUUCGGCAUGGAGGCCACCUUGCUUCUGGUGGUGGGCUUCUCACACACAAAGGGCGUCGCCAUCACCUUCUUGGUUCUUGCUGUGGGAUUUUCUGGCUUUGCAAUCUCAGGCUUCAAUGUCAACCACUUGGACAUCGCUCCAAGGUAUGCCAGCAUCCUCAUGGGCAUCUCCAACGGGGUGGGCACGCUGUCUGGUAUGGUUUGCCCACUUAUAGUUGGCGCUAUGACAAAACAUAAGACGCGUGAAGAAUGGCAAGGCGUGUUUCUCAUCGCCUCCCUCGUACAUUAUGGAGGUGUUAUCUUCUACGGCAUCUUUGCAUCCGGGGAGAAACAAGCCUGGGCUGAGCCGGAGCAGCUGAGCGAUGAGAAAUGCGGCAUCUUGGAUGAGGAUGAGCUCGCCAAUGAGACAGAGGAGCUGUACCGCACCAGCGGUGGCGCCGGCUACGGCGCCACCAACCAGGGGGCCGACCCCAACGGGGGCACGGGAGGAGGCUGGGUCUCGGACUGGGACAAAACGGAGGAAUACGUGCAACCGGCCGGGAGCAACAAUUACUUUUACAGCGGUGAGGAAGAGCUGACAUAAAAAGGCGCCGGACUGGGAAUGUUUACAGCAACUGGAGCAGCUUCACUUGGUGGCAGGAAGAACUUCUAACGUGGUUUGGAUUUGACAUGGAACCAAGGAACCAAGUCUGCCUGCAUUAUUACCACCGUUGUUAUUAUUGUUAUUAUCAAUGAACCUCUUUGAGAGACUGCACGGUGGACAUUAGUCAGCUACGUUGUGUGUUUGUGUGUGGUUGCAUUGUGAGUGUCUUAGGACAGCCUAUCGAAAAGGCCUGUGUUUAUUCUUUUAUUUACUUUAGACACUUCUCAUUGGAACAACCGGAUUUGGAUCUCAUUUGUAUACCUCUAGUAAUAUCAAAACAUCAAAAUCACACAGUUAGAUGUUUCAAUGAAAGGAUUUCUCA
This is a messenger RNA of Doryrhamphus excisus (bluestripe pipefish), 2956 nucleotides long. RefSeq names its product vesicular glutamate transporter 1-like. Gene Ontology annotation, cellular component: excitatory synapse; synaptic vesicle membrane. Gene Ontology annotation, molecular function: L-glutamate transmembrane transporter activity; neurotransmitter transmembrane transporter activity. Gene Ontology annotation, biological process: synaptic transmission, glutamatergic; neurotransmitter loading into synaptic vesicle; regulation of synapse structure or activity. The record is from RefSeq and is a predicted model, not a curated record. NCBI's taxonomy places the organism in Eukaryota, Metazoa, Chordata, Actinopteri, Syngnathiformes, Syngnathidae.